CUUUAAUUGGACUAACUCCUAAUGUUCAACAGUUGUACAGCUUUGCCCAGGGCUUCCUGAGACAUUAUUUUGUUAUCACGGAGACAGCAGCCCUGUCGGAUAUUAGUAAACAGUUGAGCUCAGCGUCCAAUGAGCGGCAGGAACUUCCCCCUGGUUUCCUCUCCGCAGCGCUGCUGAGGUGCCCUGCCACGGCUGCAUCUGUAGCAGGCUCGUUUCCCCCCGUCUUCACCACCCUCCAGCGGGGAGAGACCCCCUCCUCACAUCUUCCCUCUUCUUGUCUUCAACAAGCCGCCACGGGUUCUUCUCCUCCUCGCCUUCGAAGAUGCCGAACAUCGUGCUUUUCAGCGGGAGCUCGCAUCACGACCUGUCCCAGAAAGUGGCUGAUCGGCUCGGGCUGGAGCUGGGGAAGGUGAUAACGAAGAAGUUCAGCAACCAGGAGACGUGUGUGGAGAUCGGGGAAAGCGUCCGCGGCGAGGACGUGUACAUCGUGCAGAGCGGCUGCGGAGAAAUUAACGACAACCUGAUGGAGCUUCUCAUCAUGAUCAACGCCUGCAAGAUCGCCUCGGCCUCCCGCGUCACCGCCGUCAUCCCCUGCUUCCCCUACGCCCGGCAGGACAAGAAGGACAAGAGUCGAGCGCCCAUUUCUGCCAAACUGGUGGCUAACAUGUUGUCUGUGGCCGGAGCGGACCACAUCAUCACCAUGGACCUGCACGCCUCGCAGAUCCAGGGAUUUUUUGACAUUGCCGUGGACAACCUGUACGCAGAGCCGGCCGUCCUGCAGUGGAUCAAAGAAAACAUUCCUGAGUGGAAGAAUUGCAUCAUCGURUCUCCGGAUGCUGGAGGAGCCAAGCGCGUGACCUCCAUCGCCGAUCGUCUGAAYGUGGACUUUGCCCUCAUCCACAAAGAGAGGAAGAAGGCCAACGAGGUGGACCGUAUGGUCCUGGUCGGGGACGUGAAGGACCGAGUGGCCAUCAUGGUGGACGACAUGGCCGACACCUGCGGCACCAUCUGCCACGCCGCYGACAAAUUAAUCGACGCCGGCGCCACCAAGGUCUACGCCAUCCUCACGCACGGGAUCUUCUCGGGUCCGGCCAUCUCUCGCAUCAACAGUGCCCCGUUCGAGGCUGUGGUGGUGACCAACACCAUCCCACAGGAGGAGAAGAUGAAGGCGUGUCCAAAGAUACAGGUCAUUGACAUCUCCAUGAUCCUGGCCGAGGCGAUCAGGAGAACCCACAACGGCGAGUCGGUUUCAUACCUCUUCAGUCACGUUCCUCUGUGAAGAACAGGAGGCUCCACCCACUUCACCCCGCGAGGCCGCUCAUCCUGCAGCGGUGAUCGAAAAAGACCAAGCCCAUGUGACUGUUUUUUUUUUUUUUUUAAAGAACUCACACACACACAUACCAUCAGGGACAUUAUCACCCAGCAGAUACAGCCAAACAGCUUUUCUGAAGUUUAUAUUUAUGAUUACUUUCUUUUUUGUUUUAGUUUCCUGUGUACUUCCUGUUUUUUUUUUUCAACUCGAGCCGCGAGGCUUUGAUUAAAGGGUCCAUCAUUUUUUCUUUUUUUGUUUUAAAAGAUGCAUUCCUUUCUGACAUAAAAUUAAAGAUUUAUGCCUCUUCUUUUUUUUCCUGCGGCCCCUCCUGGUGUAGGGAUCAACCUUUAACUCAGCCUGAUAGAAGCACUUGAUGCUCACUCUGUCAUCAGACUCUCAGCAGUCUUCACAAGCUGUUCUGAUUCAUGUGAUCACAAACACAAGAAAUCUUAUCUUCUAUUUUAGCGAGCCACUACAGAUGUCCUGCUGCAGCCGUUCAGUUGUCACAGGUUCAUAUGAGGAUUCUUUGAUUUCUUCCUGUUUCAAAUAUGUUGAGACUAAUAGGAGAUGCAGCGCUUCACCUUCAUUAGGGUCAUGAACGACGACUGAGCCUGACGCUGUUUUUAUAGUGUUAAGAUUCAAACCCCGAUUGUGUCAUCGUCACAGCUGGGACGGGUCACUACGGUUCAAUAAAGGUGGAUUUUAGUGACGUAAAAGUUGAUGGGAA
Austrofundulus limnaeus is the source of this 2039-nucleotide messenger RNA. RefSeq names its product ribose-phosphate pyrophosphokinase 2. Lineage: Eukaryota; Metazoa; Chordata; Actinopteri; Cyprinodontiformes; Rivulidae. Gene Ontology annotation, cellular component: ribose phosphate diphosphokinase complex; cytoplasm. The record is from RefSeq and is a predicted model, not a curated record. Gene Ontology annotation, molecular function: magnesium ion binding; ribose phosphate diphosphokinase activity; ATP binding. Gene Ontology annotation, biological process: purine nucleotide biosynthetic process; 5-phosphoribose 1-diphosphate biosynthetic process.